CCGCCCUGCGCGUGCGCGGCCCUCAGGCUCCUGCCGCCGCCGCCGGUUGCCGUCGGUCGCUGCCCGCUCCCGGCCCAUGCCCGCCGCAGCCAUGUCGGAGCGGCUGGGCAAGCCCAGCUGCCUCAUCGUCGCCAGCGCAGCUGCUGCGGGUGUGUCAGCCCAGUCCUUCCUUCACUGCUUCACACUGACCAGCUCUGCUUUUAACCUGCAGGUUGCAACUCCUGGGGGAAAACCAAUUGAUUUUGUGGAUGUGAACGAGAGCAACAUGCGCUGGAUCCAGGACUUCCGCAUGAAAUCCUAUGCCAGCCCUGCCAAGCUGGAGUCCAUUGAUGGUGCCAGAUACCAUGCACUGCUGAUUCCAAACUGCCCUGGGGCUAUGACUGAUCUUGCAAACAGUGGGUACCUGGCAAAGAUCCUGCAGCAUUUCAGCACUGAGAACAAGCCCAUCUGUGCAGUUGGCCAUGGGGUCGCAGCUUUGUGUUGUGCCACCAACGAGGAUAAAUCCUGGGUGUUUCAAGAUUACAGCCUGACAGGGCCCUCAGUGUAUGAGCUUGUAAGGCAGCCUGAUUUUGCCAGUUUGUCCAUUAUUGUGGAAGACUUUGUGAAGGACUCUGGAGCUACCUUCAGUGCCAGCAGUCCUGAUGCUGUGCACGUUGUGCUGGACAGGCACUUGGUGACAGGACAGAAUGAGAAUUCCACUCUUCCUGCUGUCCAGAAUCUUCUCCUCCUUUGCAACAUCAGGUGAAUGUGUUGCAAGCCCUUUCCUGGCUGUGGACUAACAGGUGGUGUCAUGUUUGGAUGUGUUUGGUUCAGCAGGAAAUGAAGGAGCAGGUCUCCUUGCAAAUGGGAUGGAUGAAGACCCAGCAGGCUGAGUAUCUCCUUGGCUGCUACUGGAUCAAUCAUUCCCCUAAAGCUCUCUCCUGGACUGGGAAGAGACUGGCAGUGAAGUGGCAGUGGCAGAUUUUGUGUGUGUGUAGUGGAGAAGGUUGCAAAGGAGAAACAUUUGAAGAGUGCCAGAUUUGAGAAGAAGUUAUGGGACCACUUUACAGUUUUGUUGCUACAGUUUUUUUCUCUCCUCUUUGGAUCCUUAAUUUAUCCAUGUGGGAAUUGUCUUUAAGUUGGUGCUACAAGUUCCUGCUGAAGGCUGAUGUUCUAAUUGUUAGUAACUGCCCCAAAGAGGAUAUGGAACUCUGAAGCAGCUUCUGUUUGAGGUGUUGGUGUUGGAAACCCCACUUAGAACUUCACUGAAAUGCUGUUUGAGAUGCAUCCUCCCCUGACUUUCAGUGGCCCCAAGUGACUGACUGAACUCUGGAUGUGUCUGGGAUGCUUUGGAUGUACCUGGAAUAGGAUGGAAAAUGCUGAGCUCUGAAUAAAGCAGAGCUGGUUGGUUGAAAGCAACCAGUUGGUGAUGCUGUUGGCACAA
Messenger RNA from Pogoniulus pusillus (Red-fronted tinkerbird), 1423 nucleotides. RefSeq names its product glutamine amidotransferase class 1 domain containing 1 (gene GATD1). Gene Ontology annotation, molecular function: glyoxalase III activity. The record is from RefSeq and is a predicted model, not a curated record. NCBI's taxonomy places the organism in Eukaryota, Metazoa, Chordata, Aves, Piciformes, Lybiidae. Bases 77 to 745 code for a protein of 222 amino acids. Gene Ontology annotation, cellular component: cytoplasm. The transcript has 8 exons.